Messenger RNA from Oncorhynchus keta (chum salmon), 7480 nucleotides. RefSeq lists its product as uncharacterized. The coding region runs from base 439 to 2493 and encodes 684 amino acids. Gene Ontology annotation, molecular function: protein dimerization activity. The record is from RefSeq and is a predicted model, not a curated record. The transcript has 6 exons. NCBI's taxonomy places the organism in Eukaryota, Metazoa, Chordata, Actinopteri, Salmoniformes, Salmonidae.
GCGUAUCUGGUUUACUUCCUGGACCAAUGGUGGCCGCCAUCCUCUGCUAGACCGAAAGCCCAGCCUCCUCGAGUAGCUGGUGCAGUUUGAUAACACGGACCAGGCAGGACUGGAUAGCUACAGGAUUUCAGUGUUUGCAGCGAUACUAGAUACUUUGUUUAAUAGCAUGAUUCGUGUACGAGCAUCGUAGCUAGCUGAAACGCGAUAGCUCCAAGGCGCUCUUUUGGCAAGUCGCCUGUUUUAACCCAUCUAUUGUUGCGCGCGUCUGCCAGCGUUUUGAUUACAGUGAGUAGGAAGGAAGAAAACGCACACACCCCUCCGCUCUUAUGGUAGUGACUAGAGGGAGGCUCGGGAAAAAGAAAGAAUAGGUAGAGAGAUCUCGAUUGUUGUCUUUUGGAAAGUUGAAUCUACUUCCGAGGAUAAAGGUUGGUCAUCCCAAUGGCGUCAAUUUCGAAGGUGUCCAUUCUGGAUUACUUCAACAUCGUGUUCGAGGGGGAGAACGGCAAGAUCGAGUCCAACUGUAAAGCAUGCGGCACCAGGAUACAGGCGAAGAGGAGCGUCACAUCCAACUUCGUCACACAUCUCAAGAGGAAGCACCAGGCGAUGUACGAUGAGUUUGUAAAGAAGAAGGAUAUGAAGCGAGAAGCAUACUCCUCAUCUUCCUCCUCCCUCAAUCCCUACUCCUCAUCCUCCCUUCACAGCCUGGCCAACGGAGGAGGCCAUCGCUGCAAUCACUCCACCGCUGGGGGGGUGGGAGGAGGGGGAGGAAGAGAGGGAGCAGGAGAAGGGGUGACGAAGUUCCACAGACACGACCCUCGCCAGGUGCUCAUCUCGGAGGCGAUAGCGAAGAUGCUGGUCCAGGACCUCCAGCCUGCCUCCCUGGUGGAUCUCAGAGGAUUCAGAGAGUUACUGCAGCUGUUAGAGCCUCGCUAUACCCCCGAGCCCCCCAGAUACCUCCACACCCAGCUCCUCCCAGCCUACGCCUACCAGGCCCAGCUGGCCACCAGACAGGCCCUGGCCUCAGCCCUCUCUCUCAGCCUCUCUGUCUCCCUCUGGAGGGGUUUCCUUGGGACCGCAGCAGGGGUUAACACUGGGUACCUGGGGGUGACCUGCCACUUCCUGUCGUCUGAUUGGCAGAUGCGUUCCGCCCUGCUGGCCUGCCUGCCUCUGGUUGGUGGGCUCUCGGCCAAUCGCGUGCUAGCAGAGUUCGAGGAGGUGUGUGUGGCGCACGGCGUUUCGGGCCGAGCGUUCCGUGUCGUGGCUGACCCAUUUCCCGCUGAAACUCACCCCUCAUGCCGCCUACCAGGGUUCUGUAUCCACGGCAACCCGGGAGAUGAUGCCGACGAGGAAGAGGAGGAGAGUGGGGAUGAAGGAGGAGAGAGGGAAGGAGAGGUAGAACAGGAGGACUGGUGGGAGGGAGGUCUGGGGUCUGGCAGGAUAGACUGUUUCUGUUGUUCUCUGGGUCAGUGUGUGAGAGAUGGACUGCUCUCCUCCUCUCCUCUCCUCUCCUCCACCCUGGCUAAAGCCUCAUCCUUCUAUAACUAUGUCACCUCCGCCGUGCCACACGACAAACUGGUGGGCCUGUUGGGAGGUGGGUUGGGGGGGGCGGGGAGCAGCAGGGCUGGAGAGCGAGACUGGGCCGUACAACUCAAGGUGUUGCGUGGUCUUCUGGACUCAGCAGAGUUCUUGGAGGAUGUGUCUGACCGGGCUGACCUUGUGCUGAGUGGCCAGGAGGUGGCGCUGCUCAGAGAACUGACAGACACACUGGAACCCUUUACUGAGGCCUGGGACAUGGUGCACACACACAGACAGGGUGACAGACAUGUCUCCAUCAGUCUGGCUCUGCCCUGUGUCCUGGGGCUCCGUAAGCACCUGUCAGAGUGCGUCUCCCCCCAGCUACCCUGCCUGCUGCUGGGCUUGUCUCAAGCCGUAGAGCACCGCCUGGCUCCCAUCCUGGAGGACCCUCUGUACGUCACCGCCACCACCCUGGACCCACAGUUCAAACUCACCUGGAGCUCAGACCCUGACUGGCACAGACAGGUCCUCCUGGACGAGGUCACCAAACACACACAAACACAGGGCCCCAGCAUGGAGCUCACCCCCCAGGCCCAGUCCCCUGUCGCAGCUUUGUCCCCAGCCUCGUCCCCUCUUCCCUCCUCCACUUCGCUCAGCAGGCCCUGCAAGCUGUUCUCCUUCAUCAAGCAAAGGCCCACGGCGCAGGCAAAGAGCGUGGAGCAGGAGCUGGCAGGGUACCUGCGUGAGGAGCCCACUGAGGAGGAGCCUCUCCACUACUGGAGACGAAAGACUAUAGACUUCCCUCAGCUCAGCCAGGUGGCCAAGCGGGCGUUUACUGUGCCGGCUGGGACCUCCACCGUGGAGACCAUCUUUACCUCGGCCAGACACUGGCUCCAACCCGGCAGAGGCAGGGCUCUCCCCAAAAACCUUGAGACACUCAUCUAUCUCAAAACCAACUAUAGGUUACUGUGGACUUAAUGGAUCAGCCCUACACCCGAGGCACUAACACAGCUACAGAGGCACUAACACAGCUACAGAGACACAAACACAGCUACAGGCUGGUAAUGUUGUCCAUGUAACCCGAUGGAGACUCAAAAACUUGAAGACCAAUUACAGACUACUGUGGACUUCGAUACAGACCGCUAUGGACCCAAACACUAUAGUCCAAUUAGCCUACAGGUUUCAGACCUAAACACUAUAGUCCAAUUAGCCUACAGGUUUCAGACCUACACACUAUAAUCCAUGAAGCCUACAGGUUUCAGACCUAAACACUAUAAUCCAAUUAGCCUACAGGUUUCAGACCUAAACACUAUAGUCCAAUUAGCCUACAGGUUUCAGACCUAAACACUAUAGUCCAAUUAGCCUACAGGUUUCAGAACUAAACACUAUAAUCCAAUUAGCCUACAGGUUUCAGACCUAAACACUAUAGUCCAAUUAGCCUACAGGUUUCAGACCUACACACUAUAAUCCAUGAAGCCUACAGGUUUCAGACCUAAACACUAUAAUCCAAUUAGCCUACAGGUUUCAGAACUAAACACUAUAAUCCAUGAAGCCUACAGGCUUCAGACCUAAACACUAUAAUCCAAUUAGCCUACAGGUUUCAGACCUAAACACUAUAAUCCAAUUAGCCUACAGGUUUCAGACCUACACACUAUAAUCCAAUUAGCCUACAGGUUUCAGACCUAAACACUAUAGUCCAAUUAGCCUACAGGUUUCAGACCUAAACACUAUAGUCCAAUUAGCCUACAGGUUUCAGACCUAAACACUAUAAUCCAUGAAGCCUACAGGUUUCAGACCUAAACACUAUAGUCCAUGAAGCCUACAGGUUUCAGACCUAAACACUAUAGUCCAAUUAGCCUACAGGUUUCAGACCUAAACACUAUAGUCCAUGAAGCCUACAGGUUUCAGACCUAAACACUAUAGUCCAAUUAGCCUACAGGUUUCAGAACUAAACACUAUAGUCCAUGAAGCCUACAGGUUUCAGACCUAAACACUAUAGUCCAAUUAGCCUACAGGUUUCAGACCUAAACACUAUAGUCCAAUUAGCCUACAGGUUUCAGAACUAAACACUAUAAUCCAUGAAGCCUACAGGUUUCAGAACUAAACACUAUAGUCCAUGAAGCCUACAGGUUUCAGACCUAAACACUAUAGUCCAAUUAGCCUACAGGUUUCAGACCUACACACUAUAGUCCAAUUAGCCUACAGGUUUCAGAACUAAACACUAUAAUCCAUGAAGCCUACAGGUUUCAGAACUAAACACUAUAGUCCAUGAAGCCUACAGGUUUCAGAACUAAACACUAUAAUCCAUGAAGCCUACAGGUUUCAGACCUACACACUAUAGUCCAAUUAGCCUACAGGUUUCAGACCUACACACUAUAGUCCAAUUAGCCUACAGGUUUCAGACCUACACACUAUAGUCCAUGAAGCCUACAGGUUUCAGACCUACACACUAUAGUCCAUGAAGCCUACAGGUUUCAGACCUAAACACUAUAGUCCAAUUAGCCUACAGGUUUCAGACCUACACACUAUAGUCCAAUUAGCCUACAGGUUUCAGACCUACACACUAUAGUCCAUGAAGCCUACAGGUUUCAGACCUAAACACUAUAGUCCAAUUAGCCUACAGGUUUCAGACCUACAGUGCCUUUUGCAAAAGUAUUCACCCCCCUUGGUGAUUUGCCUACUUUGUUGUAAUUUUAACAGAUUUUUAUUUGGAUUUCAUGUAAUAGACAUACACAAAAUAGUACAAAUUGGUGAAGUGAAAUGAAGAAAAUUACUUGUUUAAAAGAAUUCAAUAAAAUUACAAACUGAAAAGUGGUGCGUGUAUAUGUUUUCACCCCCUUUGCUAUGAAGACCCUAAAUAUGAACUGGUGCAACCAAUUACCUCCAGAAGUCACAUAAUUAGUUAGAUUGUACACAGGUGGACUUUAUUUAAGUCACAUGAUCUCAGUAUAUAUACACCUGUUCUGAAAGGCCCCAGAGUCUGCAGCACCACCAAGCAAGCGGUACCAUGAAGACCAAGGAGCUCUCCAAACAGGUCAGGGACAGUUGUGGAGAAGUACAGAUCAGCGUUGGGUUAUAAAAAAAUAUCGGAAACUUUGAACAGCGCACCAUUAAAUCCAUUAUUAGAAAAUGGAAAGAAUAUGGCACCACAACUCACAGACCAGGCAAGGAGGGCAUUAAUCAGAGAGGCAACAAAGAGACCAAAGAUAACCCUGAAGGAGCUGCAAAGCUCCACAGCGGAGAUUGGAGUAUCUGUCCAUAGGACCACUUUAAGCUGUACACUCCACAGAGCUAGACUUUACGGAAGAGUGGCCAGAAGAAAGCCAUUGCUUAAAGAAAAAAAAUAAGCAAACACGUUUGGUGUUUGCCAAAAGGCAUGUGGGAGACUCCCCAAACAUAUGGAAGAAGGUACUCUGGUCAGAUGAGACUAAAAUUGAGCUUUUUGGCCAUCAAGGAAAACGCUAUGACUGGCACAAACCCAACACCUCUCAUCACCCCGAGAACACCAUCCCCACAGUGACGCAUGGUGGUGGCAGCAUCAUGCUGUGGGGAUGUUUUUCAUCGGCAGGGACUUUGAAACUGGUCAGAAUUGAAGGAAUGAUGGAUGGCGCUAAAUACAGGGAAGUUCUUGAGGGAAACCUGUUUGUCUUCCAGAUAUUUGAGACUGGGACGGAGGUUCACCUUCCAGCUGGACAAUGACACUAAGUACACUGCUAAAGCAACACUUGAGUGGUUUAAGGGGAAACAUUUAAAUAUCUUGGAAUAGCCUAGUCAAAACCCAGACCUCAAUCCAAUUGAGAAUCUGUGGUUCGACUUAAAGAUUGCUGUACACCAGCAGAACCCCUCCAACUUGAAGAAGCUGGAGCAGUUUUGCCUUGACGAAUGGACAAAAAUUACAGUGGCUAGAUGUGCCAAGCUUAUAGAGACAUAUUCCAAGAGACUUGCAGCUGUAAUUGCUGUUAAAGGUGGCUCUACAAAGUAUUGACUUGGGGGGGUGAAUAGUUAUGCACGCUCAAGUUUUCUGUUUUCUUGUCUUAUUUCUUGUUUGAUAAAUAUGUUGCAUCUUCAAAGUGAUUGGCAGGUGUGUAAAUCAAAUUAUACAAACCCCCUGAAAAUCCAUUUUCAUUCCAGGUUGUAUGGCAACAAAAUAGGAAAAAUGCCAAGGGGGGUGAAUAAUUUCGCAAGCCACUGUAAACACUAUAGUUCAUAAAGCCUACAGGUUUCAGACUGCUAUGGACGUAAACACUAUAAUCCAUGUUCCCUACAGGUUUCAGACCUGAACACUAUAGUCAAUAUAGUCCAUGUUCCCUACAGGUUUCAGACCUGAACACUAUAGUACAUUUAGCCUACAGGUUUCAGACUGCUUUGUACCUAAACACUGUACCCAGCUGACAACGAACAUUCCCACAACUUUAGAAAACGAGUCUCAUUAGGUCAUUAAAUCAUGUUUUUCAUACGAAUGUUCCUGUGAUGUGCAAGGAAUGUUUUCAAAAGACAAUUCAUUUUAAUGUCCAAUAGAACGUGGUUAGAACUUAAUAUUUCCCCAAUUGUUUUAUUUAUUACACAUCAAGGCCCUGCUUGGUGAACCACUGAUCCACUCAUAGCUAUUUGUCUGUUGUCAAGGAGACUCACACACACACACAGUGCUUUUAACAUACUGUUUUCAACAAACAUAUUUGACACAUUUUGACAAACGUGAUUACAUAGUGCAUGUUCAUUUUUUACAUUAUUAUUCUCACCUGGGAUUUGAACUCACAACCUCUUGGUUCAUCGUACUCUGAUCUUCCUGCUUCGCCUCCAUGUUGGGUCUCAGUUAAUCUGACUAUUCUCCCAUAAUUUAUUUGAUAUACUUAUUUCAGCAAUUUAAUGGCUUUCUGUAUAAUUGUCUAACUUUGGGUCAUUUUAACCUGUAUUAAAUGAUACUCCUGAAACACUAGUAUGAUUAUUAAAAUAUUUUCUCGAGUGUAUUUUCAACAGAGCUGAGAUUCCACCUAUCAGGUUGUUUCAGAUCAAAUGCCUAGGGAGGAGGGGUUAAGGUUUCUUCAGGACAGGGCUAUACUGGCCCAAUAAGUACAUGUCCUAGAGAUGUCCCUUACUGGGGUAGUGGUUAGGACUUUCAUCAUUGGUGCUGGUGGCCUGGGUUUGAGACCCUCUAAUAGCAGUUAUAUAUUGUUACAACACACCUCUCUGAUGAGUUUCUCAUUGAAAAGCGAGUCCUUCAGCACCAACUAUGACUGAUUUUCCUUUACCUCCUGUUUAGUAUUCAUUCUAUAAAAAUGAGCAUCAUGGUUUUCUGGAAAUCUACUAUAUCAUUCAAGUUCUAAAAUGGAUGCAGCAACUGCAGAUGUCUCCUUUAACAAAGUAUUUCUGUGACUGGUCCCAAGUUAUUCUGUUGCAGUGUGUAUUUAUCCACAUUAACACUUGGAGACGGAACUCCGUUGUUUUGGUAUAACUGACAUCAUCGUUGCUUAAAUGGUCAAUUUGAGAAAGUAAAGACAUGCGGCUGUAAAUCUAGAAUAUGAAAAUGACAUGAACGUAUAUUGCUAAGAAUGUGACAGUAGCCCCUCCUCACUAGAUCUGAAACAACUUAAUAGGUGGAAGCAAUAGGGUGAAUGAACAUCUCAGCUGUGUUAAAACUACACUCAAUAAAUGCUUUUAUUGAUCAAAGUGAUUCAGGAGUAUUAUUAAAACAGACUCAUAUGCCUCACCAACAUUGAACAACUAUACACAAAAGCCCUUCAGUUAAUCAAGUCAAGGAUGAGAGCUAUAUGGUUAAGAGGAUUCUGAGAUAAUUGUCUUUUAAAGUUUCUAACCCUCAUUGGUGUCAGCCAGUUUUAUCUUGUAUUCUUUUGAAUUUCGCAACAUGAAUUCGAGUACUAUAUGCACUGAACUAAAAUAUAAACGCAACAUGUAAAGUAUUGGUCCCAUGUUACAUGAGAUUAAAUAAAAUAUCCCAGAAAUCUUC